Elgaria multicarinata webbii is the source of this 3545-nucleotide messenger RNA. It is a transcript of the gene SKAP2, whose product is annotated as src kinase associated phosphoprotein 2. Gene Ontology annotation, molecular function: protein binding. Gene Ontology annotation, cellular component: cytoplasm; plasma membrane. The coding region runs from base 32 to 1087 and encodes 351 amino acids. The transcript has 13 exons. NCBI's taxonomy places the organism in Eukaryota, Metazoa, Chordata, Lepidosauria, Squamata, Anguidae. The record is from RefSeq and is a predicted model, not a curated record.
GCUGCUUACCGGCGCGACCACCUGGCUCAUCAUGCACGGUGUCCCCGCCGUCUCCGAGGAGAUCAGCAACUUCCUUGCAGAUGUUGACACAUUUAUAUCUGAUACCCUAAAAGGAGAAAAUUUAUCCAAAAGAGCAAAGGAAAAGAGGGAUGCUCUGAUUAGGAAAAUAAAAGACAUCAAGUCCAACUACCCUCAAGAAUUUCCCGAAAGAGGAGAACUAGAAGAUGAGGAAGAGCAUGAAAGCCCUUACCCUGUGCCUCCUGACAAUCUGUCUUCAGCAUCUGACCGAUAUGAUAAAGAGGAUGAAGGCCCCUCCGAUGGGAAUCAUUUUCUUCCAGUUUCAGCACAAGACCUUCAGUUUGUUUUAAAGUCUGGAUACCUAGAAAAACGCAGAAAAGACCACAGCUUUCUUGGCUUUGAAUGGCAGAAACGUUGGUGUGCUCUGAGUCGAACAGUCUUCUACUAUUAUGGAAGUGACAAAGACAAACAACAGAAAGGUGAAUUUGCUAUAGAUGGCUACACCGUCAGAAUGAAUAAUACCCUGCGGAAGGAUGGAAAGAAAGAUUGCUGUUUUGAAAUUGCUGCUCCUGAUAAACGCAUUUAUCAGUUUACAGCUGCAACUCCCAAAGAAGCUGAAGAAUGGGUACAGAGCCUCAAAUUUGUACUACAAGACCUAGGAUCUGAAAUUAUUCCAGAGGACGAUGAAGAAUAUGACGACAUUGGAGAAAGUGGCAAGCUUCCUCCAGAAGUGAUAACAGAACCAAUAGAUGAUGACAUUUAUGAAGAACUUCCAGAAGAAGAAGCAACACCAGCACCCAUCAUGCCAGCAAAGAGUGAAGAACCAAGGAAACAGAGCCAGGAGAUUGUUAGCAAUGUUUCAGGCAAUAAAAAACCCGAUUAUGUUAAUUUCUAUCAAGGUUUGUGGGACUGUACUGGAGAUGUUCCUGAUGAGCUGACAUUCAAACGUGGUGACAUUAUCUACGUUCUCAGCAAGGAGUACAAUAGGUUUGGCUGGUGGGUAGGAGAAAUGAAUGGAACCAUUGGCUUGGUGCCUAAAGCCUACAUAAUGGAGAUGUAUGAUAUUUGAGAGGCCUGGGUGUAUUCUACAAAUUAGGAGAUGACUGGCAUAGAGCUAGGGAUGCCAAUGCAAAAAUGCAAGCUCACGGGUGCCUAGGUUUUAGUAAGAGCACAAACCCUAAUAUUUUAUACAUAUAUUUUGAAUAUGAUGCUAUAUUUUGAUAUUUGAUGUUUCCUAUGAGUAGCUUUGGGCACCACCCACAUCAUUUUGGCAUUGAGAAAAUGUGGAAUCCAGGCAUUUAUUACUGUUUUGCUAAGAAAAUGUAUCAUAACAAGUCGAGUUGAAAAGAACAGGACAUGUCUAAGAAGUGCUGGACUGUAUUGAAUUCAUUUCAACAUGAUGACACGGAAGAUAUUCUCAGGAUGUUAUGUUUCUACUUCAUAUAUGUGAUAAGCAGCAAUGGAUCUUUCCUAUGAAUGUUUCUCUGGCCUAUACUUUUUUUUCUAAUGGAGCAUUUUAUUUUAUUCUACAGCCUUUAUGGUUAAAUAGAUUCAAAUUAUUUUUUAAAAAUUACAGGUCCAUGACACUGUGGUGGUAGUUCAUACUUUAUGUGAAAUAUAACGCAGUGUCUGUUUUUAAUAUAAUUGGAGAAGCUUUAUGUUGCACUUUAUAGGGCCAGUUCCAACAUAUUAUUGGGCCCAACGUUUUGCUUUUGGAAGGGGCAUGAAAUGGUUCUCUCCAAAGUAUUGUGAAUAUCCACCCAUUUCUUUUGUUGGUGAAUUCUGCCAUGCUUUCCCCUUUCUGGUUCUAUUACUUAAUGCGAUGUUGUCACUGUUGUUUUUGGAUUACUGCACAGCUUCCGUCCUAGCUUAAUCACCUGGGUGAUCUUUAGACUGAAAGUUUGUGUGGUAUGAUUACACUCUGGUAUUGUAAUGAAAGCUGAUGCUGAAGACCAGGAUUAAUUAGGACACCUCUCACAUUAACAGGGCCUCACAAAAACAUCUGUAUACUGAAACAGUAAGACUGUUGUUUUGUGCAUGGGUUUUAAGAUGACACUACUUUUUUGCUGUCUGAAGCAGCUCACUUUUGCUAUGCAACGUCUAGUAAAUUGAGGGCCAAUCAAGCAAACAGUUUGCCUCAUGGUAAAUAAGGCAUUAUGCCUUGAUGUGUACCUGGAAGCAAAGAGCUUGUCACUUGGUAAAAUUAUUCCUCGACUGUGCCACUUCAGUCUGCAAGCAAGGAGACGUAUUUGAGUAUAUCCCCACCAUGAGGGUUUGAGGGGAAUCCUUUCACACAUAGGUGAUUGGACCCAGAUUAACAGUGCAAUCCUGUAUAUGUCUACUCAGAUGUAGGUCUCCAUUGAGCUCAUCAAGACUUACUUCCUGUAAGUAUGUAUAGGAUUGCAGUCUGAGUUAGUCACAAGUCUCACUGAACUAAGCCUGGGUCCAACUCAUAAAAAAUCAGCAAGCUGUUAGCCUUCUCCCGGACAUACUAGGCAAUUAUAUAUAGGCAAUUAUAUAUAAUGGGUCAAUCCCCCCAACUACAGUUGGGGAAUAGUUUUAUUUCAUUUGCAACUUGAAACAAUAAAAAAGAAAUUUUAAAAAAUCUCAGUUUUAGUAAAUUAAUUUAAAGAAAGGACAUCUGUGGACAAAGGAUGUCUUUACAAGGAUUAAAGGAGCUCAUAGCUCUGACCUAAAUCCCUGAGAAGCAACGCUCAUUAACAAACCAUGAAUUACAUCACAACUACCUAACAUUGCUUUACAUUGCUUUAAAUAUGGAAAUCUGAAGAGAGAUACAUUAUUGCAUGAUCAAGGUUUGCCAGUAGAUGGCAGUAGACUUUCACAGCAGGUUGAACUACUGGGAAACCCAUCCCCCCACCAGAGUUUGUCAUGCUCAGAUGAAUUUUUUGCAACUUAAAAUAUUUGGAGGGACUCCCUUCCCCUUUUCAUGUAAAUCCAGGAGAGGGAGUCCUUAGCCAACUGAUGAAUGACAGACCCUUCAAACCAUUUUUCCUAUUGAUAGCAUGAUAUAGACAGCAGCAGUUUUCUAGUUUCCAUAACCUUUUCCUCACAUAGUCCGAAGUGAUAUGUUAGGAAAUUCUCUCUCUCUCUCUCUCUCUCUCUCUCUCUCUCUCUCUCAAAAUGAAGCUAUUGCUAAGGUAUUCUAUCCUAUCUUUUAACCAGACAUGCCUUGGAAUAAACCAGCAAAGUAAAAGAGUUGAAAUGUUUGUUUUGAAAUCUUGACAAAUAUAACCUUUUUGGGGGGAUGGGAAAAUUCCCUUAUUAAUGUGGCUCAAAAAGAAAAGAAUGUUGCAAUAUAUGCUAAUUGCUUUGUUCUCAUUGUUUACUUAUAUUUCCUUCACGUUCCUCUGAAUACUAAGAGAGCUAUUUUGUAAGUCAUAUUUUAUGCAGCAUUUUGCUUGAUUAUUUGCUCUGUACUGGAUUUGUACUAUAGUGCCAUUAGAUCUUACAAUAAUGUUCCACGCUGCAAAUUUUUAAGGUUCAAAUAAAGUUUAAUUGUUUGCAAA